Messenger RNA from Saxophila tyrrhenica, 1455 nucleotides. RefSeq lists its product as uncharacterized. The transcript has 2 exons. Lineage: Eukaryota; Fungi; Ascomycota; Dothideomycetes; Mycosphaerellales; Extremaceae. The coding region runs from base 1 to 1455 and encodes 484 amino acids. Gene Ontology annotation, biological process: negative regulation of silent mating-type cassette heterochromatin formation; negative regulation of rDNA heterochromatin formation. The record is from RefSeq and is a predicted model, not a curated record. Gene Ontology annotation, cellular component: Rpd3L complex; cytosol.
AUGGCCAACCAGCAAGCGCAGUUUGCGGAAACGAUUCGCUCCAUGAAAGUCGCGUUGAAGCGCAGGGCAGACGACUCCGAAGACGACCCCACCACCGCCAACCCCACCACCAACCGCGGCCACAAGCACCACCGCACCUCCGCCAACCUACACCCCUCCCGUCUCAACACCACCCUCCCUCGCACCGCCUACCGCAAACCCGUCUCCCACGCCGGCUACAUCCGCCCCAUCAUCUCCCAUAACCCCACCCUCUACGACCCCGACGGCGAUGUCGUCUCCCCCACCGACUCGGACGCCGAAGAGCGCGGCGUGGGCGAGGCGGUCGACGAGAACCCGUUUGGCGAUGUGAAGCUGGAAGAGUUGCUGCGUCCGCUGACGAGCGCGGCGGAGUUGAGCGAUCACCCGAGUUUGAGUCUGCCGUAUAAGAGUAGAGCGUUGACGCUUAUGGCGGAUGAAGCGUCGGAGAUGUUGAGGAGGGAGAGGGAGGUGCUGUGGAGGGCGAAGAGGUUGUUGAGGAGAUUUAGGGGAGAUGGGGAGUGGAUGCCUUGUGAGGCGUUUGAGGGAGAGGGUGAUGAGGGGAUGUUGGUACCUAGUACAGGGGACGGGGAGGAUGUGCCGAGUGUGGCGCUGGAUGCGGGGAGUAGUGGUGCAAUGCAGUCUGAAACUGAGGAGGGUGUGCCGGAGAAGAUGCAGGUAGACGAUACUGGAAACGGCAUGGGAGAAGAGGGUGUCGAAGCAGCGGACAUGGCAUUGCAGCAAGCAGCCGCCGAAGCCGAGAAGACCGCCGCAUCCUUCGACGGAACCACAGAAAACUCCAAGCCCGCAGACGAGCAACCCACAAACACCGCACCCGAAGACACCUCCCCCACCGCCCCACCACCCCUCGACACCAACCUCGACCCCGAACCAUCCACCUCCGACCCCACAUCCACUCCGACAACCAACACCCACGCCAUGACGACCCGCGCCCGCGCCCGCUCCCCCGCCGACAACGACAACCCUACCUCUCCCGCCCCCUCCUCCCCCACCGACAUUCCCCCCAUCCACCCCUGGUUCCUGCACCCUGCCACCGCCAUCCCCGCCCGCGACCUCGACCUCCCCGCCCCCGAAGCGGAAGAAACCCGCCGCAUGCUCCUCCUCUACAUCCAAAAACAAUCCCACAUCGUGCGCCAACUCUCCGCUCUCUCUACCUCCCUGCUCAAAGCCGACCGCCUGCGUAACUCGGUCUGGUGCUGGACGCGCGCGGAAGGCCAUCUCAAGACUAAUGCGAGGGGAGAAAGGGUUACCGAGAUGAGCGAUGGAGAGGAUUGGGUUGAUGUGGAGGGGUUGGGUUUGCGGGGGGAGGAUUUAAGGGUGCUGCCCGGCGGGGAGUGGGGGUUGGAGAAGGGGAGGGAGGAGGUUGAAGAGGAGGAGGAAAGGGGGAGACGGGGACGGCGGAGGGGUGUGAAGAUGUAG